AUGGUUCGAGCCAAUGUUCUGUACUCAUCAUUCAUCAUUUUCACUGGUUUAUCGAUUGCUUUGUUCAUGGUAUCAGAGUUGAUCAAGGAUGAUUGUCCAAACUCUGAAUUGUUCCAUAAGCUGAUGCGUGCUUGUGGAAUUAUUGAUGUUGUAUUCUUGGGAGUAUUCUUGAUUUAUAUUAUCUCUGUUGGAUGCUCAUCUGCAUCAACAAAGAAGAUGAAGCCAGGUGCCAACCAACAUGUAGAUGAUUUGGAGAUGGCCACCAAGAAGGAGGAGGAUGAGAACAACAACAACAACGUUGGUGGCGCUGGUGCUACUGACAUGCCAAUCGAGGUACCAAAGUCUGAGCAUCCAUCAGCAUAG
Acytostelium subglobosum LB1 is the source of this 363-nucleotide messenger RNA. RefSeq lists its product as hypothetical. The transcript has 2 exons. Bases 1 to 363 code for a protein of 120 amino acids. Lineage: Eukaryota; Evosea; Eumycetozoa; Acytosteliales; Acytosteliaceae. The record is from RefSeq and is a predicted model, not a curated record.